AAAAAAAGGUAUUGAGCCGACAAAAAUGAUUAAUAAAUUGGGUAUAUUGAUUGGUAUUGUGAUGAUGCAGCAGCAUAUUGAAGUAAAUGCCUGGGGGGGUUUAUUUAAUCGCUUUACUCCAGAGAUGUUAUCUAAUCUCGGUUAUGGUGGUCAUUCGGGUGGAUACAAACCUUCGUAUAUGCAGCGACCGCUAACAGGAAAUUAUGCGAACAAUUUUGCGGAAGGUUUGGAAACUAUUGAUGAUCUUUGUGAAGAUAGAAGAUGCGUUUCAAAUGAAUAUUGUUGUUCAGGUCAAAUUUGCAUCUUUGAUCGAGAUAACGAAGGAUUUUGUGUAUACCCGUUCGGGUUAAAACAAGGAGAAUUAUGCCGAAGAGACAGUGACUGUGAAACAGGUCUCAUGUGUACUGAUGUCAUCGGAGCUGAUACUAGGUCUUGCCAACCCCCAAUUACUUCUAAUAAACAAUACAGUGAAGAAUGUACCAUUUCAAGCGAAUGUGACAUUACCCGAGGUCUUUGCUGUCAAGUUCAACGUCGUCAUCGUCAGUCAACCCGAAAGGUCUGCUCGUACUUCAAAGACCCUCUUGUCUGCAUCGGCCCCGUGGCUACCGAUCAAAUAAAGUCCGUGGUACAGUACACGUCAGGGGAAAAGCGAAUUACUGGACAAAAUAAUAGAAUUCUCUUCAAACGCGACACAUGCCUGCUUUUAUUUAAAAUUAUUUACUAUGUUAUCGAAAGUGCCUACCGAUUAAUCGUACCGGUUGAAGAAAAAAAUGUUGCUGGGGAAAUAGUUCUGAUAACUGGGGCUGGACAUGGAAUUGGUCGUGAAUUGGCGUACAAAUAUGCAUCACUUGGGGCAAUUGUUGUCUGUUGGGAUCUAAAUGCUCAGAGUAAUCAAGAAACUGUAACGGAGAUAAUGAAAUUAGGGGCCACGGCUGCUCAUGCAUAUCAAUGUGACGUAUCUGAUAGAGAACAAGUAGUAAAAAUUUCAGCAAGAGUUAAAUCCGAAGUUGGACAUCCGACAAUAUUAAUUAAUAAUGCUGGAAUAAUGCCUUGUGAAAAAUUUUCAAAUUACUCCCCUGAGACUGUUAAAAAAAUAAUGGAUAUAAAUGUUCUCGCUCAUUUUUGGAUACUGGAGGAGUUUUUGCCAAUGAUGAUUAAUAAUAAUUACGGUCACGUUGUUGCGUUAUGUUCAAUCGCGGGAAUUAUAGGCUUGAAAAACCUUGUACCUUACUGCGCCUCGAAAUUUGCUGUCAGAGGUCUGAUGGAAUCGUUGCAUGACGAAGUAAAUUGGAUUGAAAAUUAUCCGAAGAAUAAUAUUAAAUUUACGACCAUUUUUCCGUACAUGGUUGAUACUGGUCUCUGCAAAAAACCCCAUAUGAGAUUUCCCAGUUUGAUGGCACUAGUCCCUCCGAAGGAAGCUGCGUCCCUUAUUGUUACCGCGCAAAGAAGAAAUUUUAUCCAAGUUACUAUUCCUAGAUAUUGGAAUACUGUUAUUUCCAGAAAAAGCUGGUAUCGCAAUAAGAGAAUUUUUAAACAGCGGAGU
This is a messenger RNA of Cotesia congregata, 1543 nucleotides long. The record is from the annotation of a GenBank genome assembly. NCBI's taxonomy places the organism in Eukaryota, Metazoa, Arthropoda, Insecta, Hymenoptera, Braconidae.